CCACCAUCAGAUGGUAUAUCGUCUCUGGCCUGGUCUUCAGAUUCGACACGGCUUUUAGUCGCCAGUUGGGAUACCGUGUGUUUCAUUCUCUUCGACGGCAGGAUACACGUUCAAGACUCACGGUGCAGAUUUUCUCAUCCUGCUGCUGUCCUCGCUGUCACAUUCGGUUCUUCCUCCUCUGAAGCUUUUUCGGGUGGGCUGGAUAAACGGGUUCGUCAUUGGGACUUUACAACGGGACAUUGUCGUGUGUUGGGGAAACAUGAGGAGGCCGUUUCGUCCAUUAUAUGGUGUGCUGAUCAGAAAAUACUCAUCACUGGUUCGUGGGAUCGUACGCUAAGAGUAUGGGAUCCAUACUCUGAUCAACCUCUUCGAUCCACCCACUCUCUUCCGGAGAGAAUCUACAACCUGUCUUACGCACCCGCCACGGGAAAUGUCUUAGUCAGUAUGGCACAUAGACAUGUGAACGUAUACUCUGCCAUUGAGUUGGCUCAGGCGCAGGAAGGACAAGAUCUGCGACCUACUCAGGAAAGGGAGAGUGCUUUGAAGUUUUUGACAAGAAGUGUUGCAUGUAUGGCGGAUGGAAAAGGUUGGGCAUCAGGAUCUAUAGAAGGUCGUAUAGCUGUCGAAUACUUUGAUCCUGAUCCAGCUUCUCAAGCUCAAAAAUACGCCUUCCGAGCACACCGACAAAAUGUUGAUGGGGUGGAUUGUGUGUAUCCAAUCAACGCAUUGGCUUAUCAUCCAGUUUUCAACACCUUCGCUUCUGGUGGAUCGGAUUGUCACGUAUCCAUCUGGGAUCAUACCGCAAAGAAGCGCAUGAAGCUCUACUCCAAAUAUCCCACUGCUAUUUCCGCUUUGGCCUUCUCGCCAGACGGUAGGAAAUUGGCCAUCGGGGCGAGUUAC
Messenger RNA from Tremella mesenterica DSM 1558, 900 nucleotides. RefSeq lists its product as uncharacterized. Gene Ontology annotation, biological process: mitotic spindle assembly checkpoint signaling. The annotation marks the transcript as partial. The record is from RefSeq and is a predicted model, not a curated record. Lineage: Eukaryota; Fungi; Basidiomycota; Tremellomycetes; Tremellales; Tremellaceae. Gene Ontology annotation, molecular function: ubiquitin binding. The transcript has 7 exons. Gene Ontology annotation, cellular component: kinetochore; bub1-bub3 complex; mitotic checkpoint complex.